Messenger RNA from Alosa alosa (allis shad), 3061 nucleotides. RefSeq lists its product as uncharacterized. Bases 267 to 1655 code for a protein of 462 amino acids. NCBI's taxonomy places the organism in Eukaryota, Metazoa, Chordata, Actinopteri, Clupeiformes, Clupeidae. The transcript has a single exon. The record is from RefSeq and is a predicted model, not a curated record.
CUGCCAAACGCAACCUGCCGGCGGAAUCCUCUCAGCUUACCAAACGCAACCUGCCGGCGGAAUCCUCUCAGCUUACCAAACGCAACUUGCCGGCGGAAUCCUCUCAGCUUACCAAACGCGCCCGACCAGGGGAAGUCACUUCGGACGAUUUAAACAACGGCAAACUAGUGCUUCAAGUGGCUAAAGCAGGGGGUUUCGUUGCUCUUAACGUCCUUGAGAAGCUGUUGAUCGCUGCCAUCAGUGUUUCAGCAUUUAUUUCACCAGCUAUGCCAGCUGGCAUACUGGCAACUGGUCUUCUGAGUGCAGCACUGGCUGGAGUGUCACUGACAAAGGAUUAUGUUGGUGAUGAAGCAAAAUUAGAUGUUGCUACUUUAAAAAAUGAAUUUAGAAAUCUACAUUCUAAAAUGGACGGCCAUUUUAAAGAUCUGAAAUGGGAUGUCUGGGCUGCUUCAGUUUACCACCAGCAAGAGCAGAAAAUCAAUGUACAAUGGGAUUUGUUCUUAAUAAUGAAUGAUGCUGUUUUGAAGGCAACAGAUGACAAAGCAAAGAUGAAACAUAUAAAUGAGUUUGUGGACAAAUACGAUCCUAAGCAUGUAAUUGCAUUGUAUAAUGUGCUGAAGGAUGAAGAGGCAGUGUUCAAGAAUAAGUUUAAAGUAAUGCUUCGUGAACAUGUUAACUGUCAUGAAAAGGCGCUUGCCAUAAUCACUGACCGUAUUAGUCUGCUGAUAUACAAGGGCAACACAAUGAGUCAGUUAUACUACGCUGCCAAGGGCUUACUGUGUGAGGCCAGAGAGGAAUCGCAAGUUGCAAUUGCAUAUGAUGUAUUAUUGCUUUUGUCCGAAGUCCAUAAGGACAGCGUUUCUCACAGCAUGGAAUGUGUUCAAAAUGAUGUAAAAGGAGUCAUUGACAAACACACUGCCAAUGACCGUCAAAAGCUAGCCGAUGAUGUCUGGAAGUAUUUGAAUGAGAAUUAUGACCAGUACGACUGGAUGGUGGUGGCAUUUAUAUCUAAACACUCCUCUAGUGUCUUUCCAACCCUGAGGAGCCACAUCUUGACAUAUUUUACUAGUGUGUCAAAUGAUAAGGUCACUGUGAGUGUAGCCAGACAGGUGAAAGGCUCUCAGACAUCACAGAUAAAAGACAUUACAGACGCCAUUACCAGCUGCGUUGGGACAACCACUCUGUGCUAUAAGGUGGCAGAGACACUCCGUUUAUGUGACAGAAAGGUGGGACCAUGGGGCGCAGGAGUCCUGGUGACCGAGACAUAUACGGCUGUACACGCCUUCACGAGGAAAGCUCAUGACAGCCACAAUUGUAAGGAGAUGGAGGAGGAGGUCAGUGCCUUUCCAGGAGUACACUCGGUUAAGACUCCUUAUAUCUACUCUGGGGCCUGUAAAGAGUCCCCGGGCAUGAAGGGUGGCAAGUUUGUUGUCAUGAUUAAAAGUGAGGAAGAAAUUAUUGGUAAAAAAAAUCCCUGCGAAAGGAUGAAUUGUGGUGGGGGUCAGUGUGUUUCUAUGAUGUCCCAUGGCAUCUUUCGGGCCCUGUGCGAGUGUAAAUAUCCAUACUAUGGCGAGCAAUGUGAAAAGACCAUAGAGAUUUACAAGAAAGAGUUGAAGAAACAGGGCCAGGAUAAUAUAGCCACACGAAAUAUAUAGGUCCGUAAUAUAUAGGUCCGUAAGCCCCGAUUUCCACCAGAUCCAUCUACGUUUCAUUCCGUCUGCAUUCUCGACUCUUGCCACGCCAAUGCAGCUUGUAGUCGCCACUAGACUCGCUGCUUGUCAUUCCACCCGCUGCACCACGACACGUUUCAGAGGUGUUUCAGCACAUCGACGCUCUGCUUUGCUUUAAAUUUUAUAAAAUAAUAAUAAAAUAUUCUAAAUAAAAAAUAUUCAUAAUAAAAUAUUCUAAUCUAAUAUUUGUCUUAAUCUUGAGGACUAAAGAUAUUUAAUGUGUGUGCAGAAAUAACUUUACAUUUUUACAACAAUUUGCUUUGUGGACAAGAUGCUCUGCUCACCAUCACACUAUUUGCAGUGCAUCUAGUCCACUUUGUAAACAGAUAUAAGAGUUCUGGUGCAUUUCAUGAGAUUUUCUGAUAGGCCCUACCUUUAAUAUUUCUAAGUUUAGCUACUCAUGGUGUAUUAACUUCUGUGUAAACAGUUCUGUGUAAGAUCUUACUGGUGAAAAUGGCAGCUGAGACCUGAAACAAGGUGUGAACAUCCCAACACAAAUCCACAGAGCCUGUUCUAUUACAUUGGCUGGUACUGAGAGGAGAUCGGUCUUAGAGCUAUUUCCAUAAACUAUGGCAGCGUAUCAGAGUUAGUCAAAUCUGAAGGGAGUAUGGCCUUCUGUAGCCUAAAUCAUUUCUAUUCUAAUCUGCACCAAUUCCAAAAUUAAAUUUUGAAACCAAUUAGCAAAGUUUCUUGAAUUUAUGUUAGAAAAAGUUUUUGUGUGUGUAUGCUCAUGAACAUGGCAAUCAGAAAAAAAUAAUGUUAUUGCAUCAUCAGCUAAUAAGAAAAAUGAAGUUAAUGCAUCAUCAGUUGAUAGAUGGAGCUUUAGCUCAAAGCUAAAGCGUAAAGUAAAGAGCCUCUGUACUCAGGCAGGAGGGAGUCUAUGCCAUCCAUUAAGUCAAUUAAUAAUAUUAAUAUUAUCAAUAAUGAUUGUAAUAAAUUAUUUAUCUCUGUGGGACAUUUUCACUGAAGUGGACAACAUGUGGACAAAAUGUGAAAUUAUCUUUUUAUUUGAAAUUAUUUCAAAUUCAAACAUGACUUUUGACUGUAUUCAUGUGUAUUCAUUUUUAUCUGUUCCCAUAUUUCUCUUUUAUUUUACUUAGACCCACCUGGGGCAAGAAACAAAAUACCAAAUAUAUAUUUGAUACAUACACUGUUAAAUACAUUACAAGUUUCAUUCAAUUUGUUUUAUGCUUCCAUACAAAUGUUAUGAUCACUUCCUGCCUGGCCAUGUGACCUGAUUGGGCAGAGUUUAAACCAAUGAAAAUGCUUUUCCUGCUUUAAGCUUCUGUCCUGCUUUUGCAAGUUGCUAAAAUAAAUAAAAAGAUACGUUU